UCCAAAGUCCCGCGACUACUUAUUCCUGCCCUUCCGACGAUUACGCAAUGCUCGCCUAGCUGCUGCUUCCUCUUCCAUCUUGCCGCUUUGCUUUGGGUCUCCGGGACCCCGUCAUCCUACCUCUGCGACGCGACGGACAACCCGCCUGUGGUGAUACUCGAGAAAGAGCUGGUGUCACUGCCCACCAAGACAGCCGAGGCUGUCCAUUGCAACCCACUUCCGAGACCAACGCCUGCAUACUGCCAUACUCCCGACGGUCCUUCUUCCAAGCAUGGUUGUGACAAUCUUUGACGACCGCUGUGCCGAGCUUCGCGCUCCUGGCUUUCUCAACUUGACGAUUUCCAUUAUUAUCCUCAUCGGUCUCAUCGUCUCUUACCUGCCGCAGCACUACCGAAUUAUCGCCAGAGGAACCUCGGAAGGCAUCUCGCCAUGGUUUGUCUUGCUAGGCGUCACCUCCGCCACUGCCGGCUUCGCCAACAUUCUGACCGUUCCGCCUUCGAGACGCGACAUUGCCUGCUGUAGCGAAUUGGGCACAUUUGAGUGUGCUGCUGGUCUACUUGGAAUCGCCCAGCUGGGCAUGCAAUGGAUCUCAUUUGCGCUGAUCCUUGUCCUAUUCCUCAUCUUCUUCCGGUACGACAACGCGACUGUUCCCGAUGAGGAGCUGGUCGACAAGCCACCCUCGUGGCACACUGCCAUAAUGGUCGGCUCCGUGAGCUUGAUCCACGGCCUGCUUGUCAUCAUCCUGACUGUGGUCUUCACUACCGCGCUCAGAGACCACCUCGACUUGUGGGCAAAUUUCCUCGGCGUCAUGGCCGCCGCUCUUGCCGCGGUUCAGUACAUUCCACAGAUCUGGACAACCUACCACAUCAAGCACGUCGGCAGCUUGAGCAUCCCCAUGAUGUGUAUCCAGACCCCCGGCGGCUUCCUCUUCGCCGGAAGCCUAUUUGCCCGCCUCGGCUGGGAAGGAUGGAGCACGUGGGGCGUUUUCGUCCUCACGGCCUCGAUACAAGGCGUUCUUCUCGCCAUGGCCAUCUACUACGAAUUCCAGGAGCACCACGGAGAGCCGCAGUCUCCAACCCUCGUCGACGAGCCAAGACGUCCCAACCCGACCAGAACAUACUCGGAAGGUUGGGAGCAAGGUCUUCCUGGCCCUUACACCGCCCAUCCCGAACGGUACGCCGACACGGAGGAGGAGUUGGAGCGGUUACAAGACAGAGAGGAACGGCAGGUGGAGCGAGAGACGAGACCUCUGCUGCGUCCAGGCGGCAUUGGUGACCCGCACAAGAACUACAAUGCCACGGACGAUUGACUGCCCCCAAUUAGACCGCUCUUCAUUUUGU
Molecule: messenger RNA, 1340 nt
Organism: Colletotrichum acutatum
Lineage: Eukaryota; Fungi; Ascomycota; Sordariomycetes; Glomerellales; Glomerellaceae
Product: ATP synthase F0
Exons: 3
Coding region: 272-1309 (345 amino acids)
Cellular component (GO): membrane
Source: RefSeq, a predicted model, not a curated record